Molecule: messenger RNA, 3731 nt
Organism: Archocentrus centrarchus (flier cichlid)
Lineage: Eukaryota; Metazoa; Chordata; Actinopteri; Cichliformes; Cichlidae
Gene: foxj1a
Product: forkhead box J1a
Exons: 3
Coding region: 281-1699 (472 amino acids)
Biological process (GO): regulation of transcription by RNA polymerase II
Cellular component (GO): nucleus
Molecular function (GO): RNA polymerase II cis-regulatory region sequence-specific DNA binding; DNA-binding transcription factor activity, RNA polymerase II-specific
Source: RefSeq, a predicted model, not a curated record
UGGACAAACCUCCUGCACCAGGUAUUAAACGGCCUCCCCGACGGUCCCGCUGCCGCCCGUCAUAAAGACCUCCGCCGAGGAGAAGAAGCGCCCGACGCAGCCGCAGGAAUCCGUCCAUCUUCAGCUGUUCGCAGGCAGCAGGUGCGCAGCAGCAGGCUGAGGCUGAAGCUUCACUCAGUUUGGGAUUUAACAGGUUUCAGCUCAAAGAGUCCCGUCAGAGGAGGAGGGGGACGAGGAGGAGAAGGAGCAGACGGAGAGGAGAGAGGAGCUGGAGAGAACCAUGCUGUCUCUGAGCUGUGCCGACCCGUGGCCCGAAGGCUCUGUGGGGCUGGAGGAGGAGGUGGUGACCGCCGCUGCACAGGCUGAGGAGCGGGACGGAGUCAGCAACACCGACAACCCCAACAGCAGCAUGAGCAGCUGCUGCAGCUCCGUCAGCCUGGACGACAGCCUGACCAGCCUGCAGUGGCUCCAGGAGUUCUCCAUCAUCAGUGCCAACGUGCCGCAGCACGCCCACCACCAGCCGCACCUGUUCGGCCACCAGCAGCUGGGAUCCGACGCGCCGGCCUCCCCUCUGGCCGGGGACCCCGCCUCCAUCGGGAUGCCCCUGACCCCGGGGAAGCCCAUAGCGGCGGCCUACAGCAGGAUGCAGCCGCUCCCCGGCAUCGUGGCGCACGGCCACUGCCCGGAUGAAGUGGACUACAAGACCAACGCGCACAUCAAGCCGCCCUACUCUUACGCCACCCUCAUCUGUAUGGCCAUGCAGGCCAGCAAGAAGAGCAAGAUCACUCUGUCCUGCAUCUACAAGUGGAUCACCGACAACUUCUGCUACUACCGCCAUGCUGACCCCACCUGGCAGAACUCGAUCCGGCACAACCUGUCGCUCAACAAGUGCUUCAUCAAGGUGCCGCGACAGAAGGACGAGCCCGGGAAGGGGGGUUUUUGGAAGAUCGACCCACAGUAUGCUGAGCGCCUCCUAAGCGGUGCCUACAAGAAGAGACGAAUGCCGCCUGUCCAGAUCAACCCGGCCUUGCAGAACAGACUGAGGCCCAACCCGCUGCCCGAGCCCAGAGGCCCCUGCAGCUCCACACAGGUGCACAUUGGGCUUUGCAUCAACCCAGAGUCACAAAGGCUUCUUCGGGAGUUCGAAGAGGCAACGGGGGCUGAUCAAAACUGGGACCCCCAUCUGGCUGAGGGGACCAUGCUGGGGUCCUGGCCAGUAAUCAGAGGAAAGGGUGGGCUCAAGAGGAAGCAGGGCUCCAGAAAUGGUGCCGCCAAAGCCCUCCGCCGGUCCAGCUCCCCUUUGCUCUCCAUGGAUGAACAGAAGGAGAUUGGACCUCUAAAGGGGGACUUUGACUGGGACGCCCUGCUGGAUUCGGCUCUCAGUGGGGAGCUCAGUUUGGAAGGUGAUGAGUCUCUGAGUCCCGUCAUGAAAGAAGAGGAUCUAACAGUGCGGGGGAUCCACAUUUCCCCAGCUGAAUCUCCUCCAGGCACAGCGGAGACCCAGAGGAGUAACCAGGUGUCUGACUUUGACGAGGAGACCUUCCUCGCCACAGCCUUCCUGGAGAACCCCUGGCCGGAAGAGGAGGAACAAGGCCGCAGCGAUUUCCUCUGUAGCUCCACUGUCAGCUUAGACCAACUGUUUGGGCUCGAGGACCCGUUAGGAGGAGACCCCAGCAGCAGGAUUGACACCCUCCUUUGAGGAAUAAUUGCUUUCCAGAUCCUCUUUCAAACUAAGAACCCUUCUCAACAUUACUUUGGACUAAAUGACCCUUUUUACACUCAUGCAAGCUUAAUUGUCCUUUUCAAGAUGUUUAAAGUAUUUUUUGAGAAACAUUUUUAUGCAGGUUCAUGCUGGAAAUUAACUCUCAAUGCCUACCGAACAAUGAUGCCACAACAUACAGCAGCAGUUCACGUUCCACAGAGAAACUAUACUGAAUGUUUUUUGGUGAGACGACUUUAAUGUUUUCAGAGUUAAGGCCUGGACACACCAGAAAUUUAGCUUCAUGUUUUGCUUCAUGUGUUUGGAUGUAAAAGCUCCUCAAAGUGCACGGGGCCAGGUGGUGAGCAGCGUUCAUGCUACACAAGUUUCAAAUAAGGAGGGAAAGCACAUUUCCAACUCUUCUGCAUCAGACCGUUGCAGAUUUCUUUACUGCAUCGGUACAGCUUACAAUCACUGAUGGGUGCCCUUCAGUAGGCUUCCAAAAGUUGUCCAAAGACAGUCAGCUUUUAGGAGGAUGUAGCUUAAAGACGAGGGAGGUAAAUGCCCACAGGCUUUAUUGUCAGGGAGCUAACAAAUCCACCACGGCCUCAGUCACACAGGCCUAGAGACCUGGUAACUCCCUGUUGCUAGGGAAAAGUGUGUAUUCAUCAGCGUGGUGGUUUCAGCAGGUUGCUGGCAGGCAGAAGGUUUAUGGUGCUGCACAAAAACCUUCUCGUGAUUGCUUUGGUUACUAGCAAGUUGCUACUGUUGCCAGUAGUUUGCAUGGAUAACGACAACUUGUCUGCAAACACUGGCAAACAAAGACUGUUUGCCUUCAAAAUAAAAGUGACCCCUUUUGAAAUGUGUUGGUUGUGGCGGUCAGAUUAGACUUUGACAGCGAAAGUUUUCUCUUUCCAGUUUUUUUUCAGCUCGGACAGUAAAUGACGAUUGCUUGCAGCUAAGUCGGCAUCUUCCGUGCAAACUACAGGCAACCGCAGCAAUCUGCUGGCAACCAAACCAAUCACAGGGAGGUUUUUGGUGCAGCGGUAUCAUUUUAUUAAAAUAAAGUGAUCUUUCAGAAAGCUUCAAAGAUAAUAGUGGUGUGACCAGGCCUUAAGGACGACACAACAUGGUCUCUGUUUACGUCAUGAAGAGCAUGUUCCCUGAAAGAUAUUUUCAGCGAACAGUUUUGAAGUGGAGGAAUGCCACGACUGAUUGAUGAUGAGAUAUUUGCCAAAUUAUGUUCUGUGUAGGAGUGAUUUACUGAUUUCUUUUUUCUUUUUUUUGGCGUGGGGUUUUUGGUACUAACUCUUUAUUUUCAAAAUGAACUAAUAUAAUUUGUGUCUCGUAGCAGUAACAGCUUUUUUUUUCUUCCUUCCUGUGAAUUUCUAGCUGAUAGAUGUAAAGAAGCGCAGUAGAGGACACGUCACAGUUUCACGGUGUAAAAGUUGGAACGAACACAAAACAGCUCGAGGCAAAAAUUCUUCAACACAGAACUAUUAGGAGCUUAAAAUGCACACUUUAAAGAGGCCAAAGCGCCUUGUAAAUGAAUACCUGACCUUCCAUGUGCCAAGAACAACACUUGGGACUCAGCAGGGCAUCAGUGUGCGUUUUAUUACGAUGAGGAAAUGUCUUGUUUUUGUGUUGGUGUGCGAUCAAGGCUGAGAGUUGCUGGACUAACUAAACCAAAUCGCUCCGUUUGAGGACACGGACAGUUUUUACCUUUGGAGAUGCAGGAACUGUUCUCUAAGGACGUGUGGAAGUGCAAUCAGUGUACAGUGAUAUUUGUUAUAUUUUACAUUCAUUUGUAGCCCAUUCAUGCCGUUUACUUUAGAGAGAGACCAGUUCCAAUAUUUUGUGUAUUCUGAGUUGUGAAUACACUUUAGCAGUAGAAAGGACUCUCAGUAAAAACCAGCUAUGGUUGUGUAUUAACUCGUCUCAAUCAACACUUAAAAUCACAAUAAUACGUCUUACCUCAUGAUUGGUUCUAUGCUCAUGUUUAAACGCUGUAUGUACUCUUUCUUGUUUUUAU